CAAGUGAAUAUUGCAUGUUUUCACGGCCUUGCGAGAGAAAGGCUUGUGCCCGGGUUCCCCUUUGCAAUGGCUGGUCCGGAUAUUUCCUCACAAGAGGUUGCCCUCGCGGCGGACGAGGGUUUCUGCAUCCCCGACGAGUAUGCCGCAGCUGCGAAGAGCCAAGAGGCCGUGGAUGUCACGGCGCAGCGUGAGCUCCUGGGGGACGCCGCGCUGCUCACUAAGGACCAGUUGAACAGCCUCUACAAGCUGAAGGAGCCUGCCAAGUACGCCAAGAUGAAGCUGAAGCGUGUGUCUUUGAGCUUCUCUGGAGCCUCCGUCUUCUUUUUCACUCCUUACAGGGCAGAUGGAGUUCCCAUGCCUGCCUCUGUCAUGAAGUUUGAUUCCAAGGAGUGCGUCGAGGACGAGAUGGCGAAGACGGAGAAGUUCCGAUCGCUAUUCGGGUCGACCACCCCCAAGGUGAACGACUUCUACCUGGUGGAGGGGGAAGGGCCCUGCAGCGUCAUGCAGAUCGACCUCUGCGGGGGCGUCUUCGGACUGCCAGAGUUUGCAAAGGCGCCACCCGUGCAGACCUUCGCAUCCAUCCUGGAGGAGGAGUUCUCCCAGCUGUCGCACACCGUGGACAUCAUCCCCAUCCUCAACGAGGCCCUGGAGAGAAGGAUGUUCCACUUCACCAUGUCUGCACGAACGGUGAAGGAGCUGAAGCUGGCGGACACCUACAAGCUGGUGAGGUUCGUGGGCCACGGCAUCCUGAACCGCGCCAAGGAGGGCGCCAAGCGAGGGGCCAAGAACCCGGCCCUGGCCGCCGGCUUCGAGAACCCCAAGGAGAUCGACGACCUGGACCCCGAGGGGAAGAUGGUCAUGGAGCUCACAGGGAAGAAGCAGACUGUGCGGGAGCUCUUCCAGAAAUUCGCGGGCAUGGAACAGAAGCUGUCGGAGUCCCUGCAGCGGCGGGUGGUCUGCGGGCUGUGCCACAACGACCUCCACGGGGGCAAUCUGCUGGUGGACUCCCAAGGCUUGGUGUGGCUCAUCGACUUUGCCACGGUGAAGGACGGCCAGCACGUGCUCAUGGAUCUCAGCAAAUUCUUGUCCGCCUGCGUCUUUAUGUACCUCCAGGACGCCGCUGAGGAGAAGCAUCUGCAGGUGCUGGGCCAGAUUCUGAGCACCACCCCGGAUGCCACCACCGACCUUCCCGUGGCCUUUCUGAACGACGCCGAGAACGACAAGAUGGCAAAGUUCCUCUUUCAGAUCGUGUCGCGGCUUCGGUAUUGCAUGUGCAUCUUCGAGUCGGGCCCUGGGAGCCCGGAGAACGACGGCCUGCCCUUCGCCAUCGCCUUGUUCUCUUGGUCCGCACGCAUGCUGUCCUACAGCGAGCCCUCGCUGUACCAGAAGACCCGCGCCUUGUAUUGGACCAUUUUGGGCAUGCAGCGGGUGCUCUAUGCCAUCGGAGAGGAUGUGGGCCCCACCGGCUGCAAGUGGAUCGAGGAGAAGAUCGCGCUCUGGGAGGGCCAGAAGGGCCGGCGGAUCAGUACCUCCGUGGCCACCGAGAAGCUGGCGGUGGCCGCCUACACGUUUGAGCUGGAGCUGCCCACCUACCUGGCCCAAGCAGGGGGCGCGGAGGCGUGGUGUUCGGACAUCCUGACCCGCGAGAAGGUGAAUGUGACGGAGCACUGCGUCACGCUGAACCUGAAGAUGCAGGGCGGCCUCAACCCCCGUGCGGUUCAGCUGAUUCCGCCGGCGGAGAGGCUGUAUCAGCUGGUGAAGCCCAUCUACAGUCGCUUUGCCCCGGGCCUUCUUUCGAAUGUCUUCUUCCGCGGCCGGGUCAUUAUCAUUGGCGACGCGGGGUCCGGGAAGUCGGUGCUCACCAAGCAGGUCUUCGCGGCCAUCGCCCAGGACCAGGUGAAGGCGGUUCAGGCCCUGCAGGACAAGCCUAAAAAUAAGGAUGAGCAGGGCCGGAACAUCCCCCCGAAGCUGGACCUUGCCAUGGUGCCCAUCCGCGUGCCGCUGAUUGACCUCAGCCGCCAGAUCGAGGAGAACCCAGACUCGGUGGUGGAGGCGGACACGCUCAACGACCUGCUGGCGGUUUGGAUCGGUCGGCACUACGGCCAGGACUCCAACAUUCAGCACCUGAUCUCUGACACCCGCAAUGCGGUGAUGGAGCUCAUGGAGGGAGCCUACGAGGGCACCACGCAGGGUCUGUUUUUGCUCCUGGAUGGCCUGGACGAGGCCUCCAUAAGACGCGCAGUGAUCCUCAAGUACAUCGCCAGUCUGCUGCAGAACGAGUCACUGCACUUCCCCAUGAUCACCUCUCGACCAGGGGUGCUGGGCAUGUACGAGAACGACAUCAUGAGCGCUGCUGGCUUUGUCUCGAUCUCUUUGUCCCGCCUGGCGAUUCAGGACUCCGUGGAGCUGUCGACGGGCAUGCUCACGCGCAUGGGCUCCGAGAAGCCGAUGGUUGAGGACAUCACCAAGAUCAUCAAGAACCCGGCCUACGUGGCCCUGACUGGCAACCCUCUGUGCCUCACGCUGUUGGUGCACGUGCUGCGCAAGUGGCAUACUGACUCUGCCGGGGUUUCUUCGGAAGCCAUUCUGAAGAAGACCGACGUCUACCAGAAAGCCUUCAAGCUCAUGCUGCACCAGUCGGAUGCGGCGAAGUUCAUGAGCCGCGACAACGCCAGCGAUCUGGAGUUGAUCCGCCACAUCUCGAAUCUCAAGAGCACCGCGGGGCGCAAGUUCUACCAGCGCAUCGGCUGGGAGGGCCACAGCAGCCGCAAGCGCGCCAUGACCCUCGAGGAUCUAAAGGCGAUUUGCCAUGAUGAGACUAUUUGGACCUCCUUCUCGGAGAUGGUGAAGCAGGGCCGGCUGCCGGUCUUUCAGCCUGUGGAAGGGCGAGGGGAGCAGAUGUACCAGCUUGCUCACCUCUCCUUCCAGGAGAUGUUAGCAGCGGAGUACAUGUCCUCAGUGUUCCGCUACUCCACCAAGACGUGCCAGAUGAGGCAGUACCUGAACUUUAUGGCCUCCUCUAACAAGACGGUGGGCCGUGAGCGGUUGUCCGAGAACUGGUGGCUCCAGACGUGGCUGCACGUUGGCGAGAUGCUGGAGGAGGGCAUCUUUCAGGAGUGGGUGAACUGCCUCCGCGACGACGACCGGUGCGUGCUCAAGGUUGGACGAGUGGUACACUUUGAGCACGUCUUCCGCGAUGUAGCUAACCUCUUCAUCGUGGAAAAGAAGAAGCGCACGCAAGAGGAGAUUGACUUCGUGCGACGCACGAUGUGGCUGCGGGUUGCCUGGUAUGACGAAGAGCGGCACUUGGUGCAGCUCGAGACCUGUCCUCCCUUCAGCUGGAGGCACAAGUUCGCUUGGAAGAAUUUGGGUGUCCUCGACAAGCCGCUGACCGCUGCCCACGUGGGCUGGCAGUGCGAGGGCGUGAAUGUCUUGGCCACGGAGGCGGCACGUCUGGGAGAUGUGGCGUUGAUGUCCGCGCUCACCAACAUGGGCGUGCACUACUCGGUGCAGACGCCCAUGACGUGGAGCCCGCUCCUAUGCUGCAUCAUGUACCCCCUUUGGAACGGGACGCGCUUCCUGGUGGAGCACAAGGCGGACAUCAACUACUCCCACGAUUGGCGCAUGUCGAACAACAUCCAGCGGCGCCAGCGCUGGACGCACCCGGAGGCCUUUGCGCCCGGCGAGUAA
Molecule: messenger RNA, 3690 nt
Organism: Effrenium voratum
Lineage: Eukaryota; Dinophyceae; Suessiales; Symbiodiniaceae
Source: the annotation of a GenBank genome assembly